Hansenula anomala is the source of this 3223-nucleotide messenger RNA. RefSeq lists its product as uncharacterized. The coding region runs from base 309 to 3062 and encodes 917 amino acids. Lineage: Eukaryota; Fungi; Ascomycota; Saccharomycetes; Phaffomycetales; Wickerhamomycetaceae. The record is from RefSeq and is a predicted model, not a curated record. The transcript has 2 exons.
CCCCAAAUUACCAGAAAGCAUUAUCUGAAUCUCAGAUUUACACUUUUUAGGUCAAAAAAAGAAUUAGGUACGCACAUUUUUACAUACUACUGAACAGCGAAGACUCAAGUUUGCAUAACGAGAAAGGAAAAGAUAAUACAUCCUUGUCAAGCUCAUUUUAAUAUUGUCAAAUUGUUUAUACUAUAAAUUCCAAUGGUAUUGCCAUUAUUUUUCCAGCUAUUAUGUUGAACUUUUUUGGUUUUCUAUCAAAUUUCCACAUUCGUUUUGCUGUGCCGUGAUCUUAUAAUUUAGAUUACAUUUUGUUCACGAUGAAGGUUCAAAAUUUGCUGUUUUCCUACUUGUUGGGAAUACUGCUCCUUGUCCAUGGAAUUGCUGGUGCUGAUAGUGAAACAUCGUCUGUUUCAUCAACAUUGUCCUCCACAACUACUACAACUUCUUCUCUUGCUUCAACCUCCUCUGUUCAAACAUUAUCUACCAUCAAGGGUAUUACCACCGUGUCCACUGAUAUUUAUCGUGCAACCACUCUUUCUUCAUUGUGUGCACAUGCUUCCCAAACUGGUGAUUUGAAUGGUAAACAUUACAGAGCUGCUUAUGAUAUCACUGGUAGAAACACAGGUACUAUUAUCGUUUCUCGUGUUUUAACCGUUACCUGGUUUUUCCAGUUUGAUAGACCUUUGAAUGCCACUGGCUUCAGUGUCUCCAAAGCAGGUUUGGAAAUAUCUAAUGUUAAAGGUAGUGUCAAUUUAGAAGAUGGUUCAUUUGUUGUAUCAUAUGAUGUUACUCUUCCAUACUUGACAAUCAUUGUUUCUGUUCCACUUUAUUGUGCUGCUGAUUAUGUUACUUUCCAAUUUACUGUUCCUCCUGCUUCAUUUGUUACGCAGGAUAAACGUGAAUUACCUCCUGGUCUGGAUAGUUAUGAUCUUUUCAAGCGUGACCAGUUCUCGGAAGCGAGAUAUGAUGAUUAUAAUGAUUAUGGAUAUCCACUUGAUGGAACAUAUUAUGAUGAGAAUGGGUUACAAAAGCGUGCUAACGAUGACACCCGUUAUUAUGCUUUUUACGUUGGUACUGCCGGUGCUGUCAUUGGAACUAUUAUCAGUCAAACAUUCUGUGGUUUAACAAAUUGGUUCAACUGUCCCGUGUAUACUAAAGGUUUGAGCUUUGACUGUGAUGCUUUCAAAUCAUAUUUAUCUUGUUCUGACUCACUCACUUUGACUGAAAGUUAUUCAUUAAUCCCAACUACAGCACCUUCAUCUUCUUCUUUGAUAUCCUCCACUUUGUCCUCCUCAUAUUCAUCCUAUAUCAAUUCAUCAACCUAUGUCAACUCAUCAAUGUCCUAUUCAUCAACUUUGGCAAACUCUUCAUACUCCUUGCCAUCAACAAUGAUAAGCUCCUCUUCAAUUGCUGAAUCAUUUUCAUCCGGUAUUAGUUCAUCAGCUGAACAAAGCAGCACACUUGAUUCUACAGCAUCUGAACCAUCCUCAAUUUCCAAACCUGUUGUGUCACCAACAUCAGAUCUUUCUGGCUCUUCAUCACACUCAAGUAUUUUCACAACUACUUGGACUGACUCAGCUGGUCUAACUUCUACUGGUAUUGUUAGUGAAUAUCCAACUACUGGUACAGAUGGUGUUGUUGGUACAGGUACUACUACUAUUCCAAUCACUGCUUCUGGCUCUUCAGCUAGUGGGUCAUUAUCAUCCAGUUCAGGAUCUUCAGUUCCAUCUUCAAGUGGUUCUCUCAGUGCACCAUAUAUGACUGGUUUCUUGCAGGAUGGCCAACCACAUUGGAAUAUAGUUGUUCCUGGUAGUUUGGGUCCAUGGUCAUCUGUUGAAGUUCACUCUACCAACGAUGGCUCUCAUUAUGACUUAACUGACUUACAAAUGUUAGUUGACGGUGUUGUCGUGUCAGGUCCAUCUAAUUUAACAAAGAACUCUUAUGAGGCAUCUUUUGAAGACAUCAUUGAACGCUCAUCAAAUUUGGUGUUCUCUGUUUUUGCUCAAGCCAUUGCUGGUAAAAACUAUACAAACAAUGUUGAAGUUGCUAUUAAUACAAUUGAUGAUAAAAAAUUAGUUAAGAGGGCUGUUCUGAAGUUUUUGUUGUCUGCAACCAUCACUACCGAUGCUUCAUCUAUUGGUUCAAGCACUAGUGCUCCAUCAAGUUCUGAAACCUUGUCAUCUGGGUCAGCUUCUGGUGUUGCGUCAGAUUCGGCAUCAAUCACUGGUGGUGGCUCUUUUAGCUCAAGUUCUACUGUUGGUGAGCAAUCAACUACUGUGAUUACUGUUACUUCAUGCUCAGAUGAGAAAUGCUCUAGUGUUCCUAUUACCACUGGUGUCACUGCUGUUACUUCCACGGUUGAAGGUAUUGUUACCACGUAUACUACAUAUUGUCCAUUGACGUCUAUUGAAGCUCCAUCUACAACAGUUGUUACCAUCACAUCUUGUUCAAGUCAUGUUUGCUCUAAGGUAACUGCAACCACUGGUGUCACUGUUGUUACUGAGACGAAUGAAGGAACAGAAACUAUCUAUACUACAUACUGUCCGAUAAGCUCUAUUGCCCCAUCCCCAGAAAAUCCAAGCUCGAUGGGAUCAACUGCUGCACUCGUUUCAACUACUGGUGGUGCUUCUAACGUUCCACAAGGUGGUAAACCUGAAUCAGACGUUGGCUCUUCGCCUUCAAAGUCUGGUCCAAAUGGUAAUGCCCAAUCUGGUUCUGUUGUAUCACAUGGAAACGUUGGUGCUUCCUCUAAUACUGCUGCUACUGCUCCUGUUGGAUCAAAUUCUGGUACUGCUCCUGUUGUCGCUCAAGGUUCCCAUAACUCAGGUGUUGCUAUUGAUUCCACUUCUACACAAACAGUUCUUGCCACUGCUACUGUAUCAAAUGGUCAAGUAUCAGCUGGAAAGGGUUCCUCUUCUUCUGAAGUUGCUGCUGUCAAUGGUGCCUCAACUGUAGGUGCAUCGUCUACCAAGUUAAACCCAGAGGCAAGUACAUAUGAAGGUGCUGCUGGAAAGAACAUGAUGCUUUCUUCACUUGCCGGUGUGAUGGCUUUCUUUAUGCUUCUUGUUUGAUAUAUUUAUCUUGGUGUUUUGUUUUUUACGAUCAAAUGACUUCAUUAGUUCGUUACACUCUAUUUUCAUUUUCUAUUUCCCCUCUGAUAUUCUCUUUUUCUUUUUCUUUGAAGUGUCUUGUUCUCCUCUUGACUAUAUUGUUUGUCAAGAUAUCCAAUCUU